GCGCAUGCGCCCUGUGAGGCGGCGGUGCCGCCGGGAGCUGGGCCGGGACCGCAGCCCUGCCCGACCCGGCACUGCCCGACCCGGCACUGCCACCCCCGGCUCCCUCGGUUCCCCAUCUCUCCAGGAUGAGAGAGGUUUGGGUUGGGCUCUCCCCCUCUCCCUGUAGUUGAUAGUUUGGGAACCAGAGGUGAUGCUGGAGUCGAGAUGGCUGACAGUGUGAAGACCUUCCUGCAGGACCUCGUCAGGGGAAUCAAGGACUCCAUCUGGGGCAUCUGCACCAUCUCCAAGCUGGAUGCCAGGAUCCAGCAGAAAAGGGAAGAGCAGAGGAGGAGGAGAGCCAACAGUGCCCUGGCCCAGCGGAGGCUUCACAUGGAGGAGAAGAAGCAAGAGGCGGAACCCCGGAUCGUGAGCAGGAUCUUCCAGUGCUGUGCCUGGAACGGGGGCGUCUUCUGGCUGAGCCUCUUCUUGUUCUACCGUGUCUUCAUCCCCAUCCUGCAGUCGGUGACGGCGCAGAUCAUCGGUGACCCUUCCCUGCACGGGGACGUCUGGUCCUGGCUGGAGUUCAUCCUCACCUCCAUCUUCAGUGCCCUCUGGGUCCUGCCCCUCUUUGUCCUCAGCAAGGUGGUCAACGCCAUCUGGUUCCAGGACAUUGCUGAUUUGGCCUUCGAGGUGUCUGGCAGGAAACCUCACCCCUUCCCCAGCGUCAGCAAGAUCAUCGCUGACAUGUUGUUCAACCUCCUGCUGCAGGCUCUGUUCCUCAUCCAGGGGAUGAUUGUCAGCCUCUUCCCCAUCGACCUGGUUGGCCAGCUCAUCGGGCUGCUCCACAUGGCCCUGCUCUACUCCCUCUACUGCUUUGAGUACCGCUGGUUCAACAAAGGCAUCGAGAUGCACCAACGUUUGUCCAACAUCGAGAGGAACUGGCCCUACUACUUUGGCUUUGGCUUGCCUCUGGCUUUCCUCACGGCCAUGCAGUCCUCUUACAUCAUCAGUGGUUGCCUCUUUUCCAUUCUCUUCCCUCUCUUCAUCAUCAGCGCCAACGAAGCCAGGACCCCUGCCAAGACCUACCACUUCCAGCUCCGGCUCUUCUCCCUGGUGGUUUUCCUCAGCAACAGACUCUUCCACAAGACCGUGUACCUGCAGUCUGCCCUCAGCGCUGCUUCCUCUUCCUCCUCCUCCUCCUCCUCCUCCUCCUCCUCCCCCUCCCCCUCCAAGCUCCCCUCUGCUCCGGGCCACUGAGUGACCAAACCCCCCCACCCCCGGGGAGGGGACAAUGGGGACAACCCCUCCCCCUCUGUGUCCCCCUUCUCCUCCAGCCCUCCUCAGCACCGCGUUCUCCCCCGGGCCGUGAUGGAAUUUUGGGGGGGGAAAUGCGGGUUUUUAACACUUUUGUGUAUUUGGGGGGGGGGGGGGGGCGUGUCCUGCUGCGGGCAAACACGGCGUGUGUGUGCGUGGUGUGCGUGGGUGUGUGUGCGUGUGUCCCACCGUGCAUGUUUCUGUAGGGUGCUGGGGGGAGGCACUUGAUGACGUUGACACCGCUUCCCCCGCCCCCCGGGCGUACUUUUGGGCCGGUUUCUCGACUUUUCUCUAGUAUUUUCACACGGAACAUUAAAGGGAGGAGUGACGGUUCGCA
This is a messenger RNA of Calypte anna (Anna's hummingbird), 1630 nucleotides long. It is a transcript of the gene EI24, whose product is annotated as EI24 autophagy associated transmembrane protein. The record is from RefSeq and is a predicted model, not a curated record. Gene Ontology annotation, biological process: macroautophagy. The transcript has 11 exons. NCBI's taxonomy places the organism in Eukaryota, Metazoa, Chordata, Aves, Apodiformes, Trochilidae. Bases 205 to 1236 code for a protein of 343 amino acids. Gene Ontology annotation, cellular component: endoplasmic reticulum.